This is a messenger RNA of Ceutorhynchus assimilis (cabbage seed weevil), 1666 nucleotides long. NCBI's taxonomy places the organism in Eukaryota, Metazoa, Arthropoda, Insecta, Coleoptera, Curculionidae. The record is from the annotation of a GenBank genome assembly.
UGCGCCACAAGUUUUUUUUUUCCUGGUAUGAUUUUGCUCCAUGGUGAUCUUUUAGGUCUGGGGGUUGUUUAGACUUUUUUGAUAACUUAAAUUGUGUGAUGUGUACUUAGACUUUGUUUUAUUAAGGGCGGUAUGAAUGCUAUGAGGAAAAUGGACCGGUAUCGAUUUAGGGUUUCCUUGCCUAAGCGAACCAGCGAAUUAGUAGCCCUAAUAGCAAUUUCCAGCACAUUUUUCCUAUUUUUACAUACUAGAGACUUAAACACAAAAUUACGUGAAAUGGAAGUACGAUUACAACCAGAAGAUAUUCUUACAUCAAACCAAUUAAUGUCAGGCAACAGUGCACCAGCAGAAAAUGGAGGAGUCAAAGCCAUGAUGAAGUUACUGCAAAGCACAGGCGAAAUGUCAUCGUUGGAGCCCAACCAACUAAACAACACAAGAAAAGCCCAGCAAGACGUAGUAUUCUUCAAUCGGGUACCAAAAGUAGGAUCUCAGACUUUGAUGGAACUUUUGCGAAGACUGAGCAUAAGAAAUGACUUUGGAUUUCAUCAGGAUCGAGUGCAACGAGUGGAAACUAUAAGACUUGCUCCUGAAGAUCAAGCUGCGUUAUCAGCACUGGUUUCAAGCUACGAACCACCGAGUGUGUACAUUAAGCAUGUGUGUUUUACUAAUGUGUCAUCGUUUGGCUUGCCAGAACCCAUCUACAUUAACCUAGUUAGAGAUCCAAUUGAAAGGGUGAUUUCAUGGUACUAUUACGUCAGAGCGCCAUGGUACUAUGUGGAGAGGAAAAUCGCUUUUCCAGAUCUGCCUUUGCCAGAUCCAAAGUGGUUGAAAAAGGAUUUUGAAGAAUGUGUCCUUUCAAACGACAGGGAAUGCAGAUAUAUCAGAGGUGAAGUCCGAGAAGGUAUUGGAGACCAUCGAAGACAAUCCAUGUUCUUUUGCGGACAUCAUGUGGACUGUUUGCCGUUCAAUACUGAAGGGGCCUUGGAAAGGGCGAAACGUGCCGUAGAAGAAAACUAUGCUGUUGUAGGAGUUUUAGAGGAAAUGAAUACGACUUUGACAGUGUUGGAAAAUUAUGUUCCUAGGUUUUUUGAUGGCGCCUCCGAUGUCUAUUGGAAUGAAAUAAGUAGAUUCAAUCCAAUAAACAAGAACAAUUUCAAGCCGCCAGUGAGUGAGGAAGUCAAGGAUAUUGUAAGGAAAAAUUUUACGAAAGAAAUUGAGUUUUAUGAGUUUUGUAAGCAACGAUUACACAAACAAUAUGUUGCUUUGAAACUUAAUAAGAAUAAACCUUAGAUUUUCUGUUAAUAGUAUGCAUUUUUGGGCUGUGUGGUUUAUAAUAAGUGAUUUCGGGGAAACAAUUUCCUGCACAAUUAUUAUAGACAAUCACUAUAGAAAGAGCAGCGAAUAGGUUAAAUUUGCCAUUUACUUUCUCGAGAAUAGUGACUUUGUCAAGUCUUUUUUAUUUUGACAAUAAUGGACGAAUAUGUACAUUUUUAAAAUUUUUUCAUGUAGAAGUCCUAUUUUUUUAAAAAUUAUAUUUGUGAUGUUAUGUUAUUUCUCCAAUGGAGAUUUGAUUAAGUAUUUUUGAAAUUGAUUGCGGUUUGUUUAAUAGUUGUUUAUUUUUUUUGUAAUAUAUAUAUUUUUGUACCUAUGUAAGUGACUGUAUUAU